Oppia nitens is the source of this 1035-nucleotide messenger RNA. RefSeq names its product cathepsin O-like. Gene Ontology annotation, cellular component: lysosome. Gene Ontology annotation, molecular function: cysteine-type endopeptidase activity. Bases 10 to 1035 code for a protein of 341 amino acids. NCBI's taxonomy places the organism in Eukaryota, Metazoa, Arthropoda, Arachnida, Sarcoptiformes, Oppiidae. The record is from RefSeq and is a predicted model, not a curated record. The transcript is spliced from 6 exons.
AUUAACAAAAUGUCGUAUCUUUUAAUAUUGUUAAUCAAUGGUGUCUUAAUUGGUAACAAUGAUGACAACAAUAUAAUAAAUAAUAAAUUCAAUUGUUUUGUAAACAAAUACAACAAAACAUAUAAGACUGAUAGCAAAGAAUUUUAUAAAAGACGGGACAUCUUUCAGGAUUCUUUAAAUCAUAUUAAUUGGUUAAAUAAUCAAAGAAUUAGUGACAAUAGUGCUGUUUAUGGUAUCACCCGAUUCUCAGAUCUAACACCACAAGAAUUUCAACAAAUAAUACAAAAACAUGUCAACAAUCAGUCACCAAAACGAAGAAUUUUGAAAACAAAGAAAAGAUCUUUCAUUAGUUCUAAAGAGUUAAAGACUUUUCUCAAAGAUGUGCCACAAAAAGUGGAUUAUAGACAACAAAACGCAGUUACAAAAGUCAUAAAUCAAGGUGAUUGUGGUGCCUGUUGGGCACUGUCUAUAGUUGAGACAAUCGAGACAAUGGUAGCACUUAAGACUAGUUCAUUGCGAAAAUAUAGUGUCCAACAAUUGAUUGAUUGUGCAAAUGAAGAUAAUAAGGGUUGUGAUGGAGGAGAUACUUGUGCUGCACUGGUAUGGAUGGCUGAAAAUAAUGUCCGCUUACAAACCGCUGACAAAUACCCAACGACUGGAACUUCUGGAAAGUGUAAACAAACAGAAACUAAACACGGAAUCGCUAUUUCUGGCAAUUUUACAUGUGAUAAUUUUAUAUCAAAUGAGCCACAAAUGGUGCGACUUUUGGCAAAUCACGGCCCUCUUGUUGUGGCCGUCGACGCAAAGAGUUGGCAGCACUACUUGGGUGGAGUCAUUCAAUAUCAUUGUCAACGUGACCUCAACCACGCCGUCCAGAUUGUUGGCUAUGAUUUAACCGGAGAUAUUCCUUAUUAUAUCAUACGAAACACUUGGGACACCAGUUUCGGAAUCGAUGGAUAUCUUCACAUCGCUAUCGGCAACAACUUAUGCGGAAUUGCUGAAGAAGUGUCAGCAUUUGAUGUCGUCAUUGAAUAA